Molecule: messenger RNA, 1837 nt
Organism: Sinocyclocheilus rhinocerous
Lineage: Eukaryota; Metazoa; Chordata; Actinopteri; Cypriniformes; Cyprinidae
Product: protein phosphatase 1B-like
Exons: 6
Coding region: 428-1600 (390 amino acids)
Biological process (GO): protein dephosphorylation
Molecular function (GO): magnesium ion binding; manganese ion binding; protein serine/threonine phosphatase activity
Source: RefSeq, a predicted model, not a curated record
CGAGGCCCCUCCCAUCACACAGAACCCCAGCGCGCGGCCGUCAAUGGCACGUCACCUGUCUCUAACAUGUAGCUAGAAACUCUAACACUGCUCGAAAUUCAACUCAGAUGACCACCAGUCAGGUCGCACUUAUUUUUUGGUUGAGCCGAAGUGAAACAGCAUGUCAAAGAUGUUCGUUACAGCUCGUAAUCCCAGACGAGAGCCGUUGAGGGCAGACCUGACCGUGUGAAUUUAACCGCAUUAGCUAGCCAGCUAGCUGGGUUUACCUUUAGCUGCGCUAGUCGAAACGCGCUAAUAUCAAUAACGGUCCAAAUAUUUAGAUGUUUAGCGCGUGUGUUCUCGUCAGAAAGGCACAUUUGACGGCCGCCUGGAACGUGGCGUCUACUGGAAGGGUGAUUUGGACAUAAUUAAAAACGUGGCCUGAGGCAUGGGGGCGUUUUUAGAUAAGCCCAAAACAGAGAAAUACAAUGCGCACGGGGAAGGGAACGGCCUGCGCUUUGGCCUCAGCAGCAUGCAGGGAUGGAGGGUGGAGAUGGAGGAUGCGCACACUGCAGCCGUAGGCCUGCCACACGGCUUGGAUGACUGGUCCUUCUUCGCCGUCUACGAUGGGCAUGCUGGCUCGCGUGUUGCAAACUAUAGCUCCAAACACCUGUUGGAACAUAUCGUCGCCGCAGGGUCAGCAGAUGAAUUGCGGAAGGCUGGAGCUCCGGCACCUGAGACGCCAGCCAUAGAAGCGGUGAAGAGGGGUGUCCGCGCCGGCUUCCUGAGGAUCGACGAACACAUGCGCAGCUUCACAGACCUGCGAAACGGCAUGGACCGCAGCGGCUCCACUGCGGUGGCUGUGCUGCUCUCUCCAGAACAUCUGUACUUCAUUAACUGCGGGGACUCGCGGGCCCUUCUGUGCCGCAACGCUCAUGUCUGCUUCUCCACGCUGGACCAUAAGCCCUGCAACCCACGGGAGAAGGAGCGUAUACAGAACGCAGGUGGCUCUGUGAUGAUCCAGAGGGUUAACGGAUCGCUGGCUGUAUCCCGAGCACUGGGUGACUAUGACUACAAGUGUGUAGAGGGCAAGGGCCCCACAGAGCAGCUCGUGUCACCAGAGCCUGAAGUAUUCGAAAUCGCUCGGUCAGAUGCGGAGGAUGAAUUCGUGGUGCUGGCGUGUGACGGUAUUUGGGAUGUGAUGAGCAACGAGGAGCUAUGUGCCUUUGUGCGAUCGAGGCUAGAGGUGACGGAUGACCUGGAGAGAGUGUGCAAUGAGGUUGUGGAUACCUGUCUACAUAAGGGAAGUCGAGAUAAUAUGAGUAUUGUGUUAGUCUGUUUGCCAAAUGCACCCCAGGUGUCAGCAGAAGCGGUAAAGAGAGAUGCUGAGUUGGACAAGUACCUCGAGUCUCGUGUGGAAGAGCUCAUUGAGAAAGCAGGGGAAGAAGGUGUGCCUGAGCUGGCGCAUGUCAUGAGCAGCCUGUCCCAAGAAAGCAUCCCCAAUCUCCCACCAGGGGGCGGCCUUGCCAGCAAGCACAGUGUUGUUGAAGCAGUGUACAACCGGUUGAACCCCCAAAGAGAUGAGGAUGGUAGUGGUGCUGACCUUGAGGACCCGUGGUAGUCAUCCCGCCUGAGGAAAGAGCACCUUUUCUACACAAGACAUCAGUCAUGUUUCUUUUGUUCCAGUGAAACCAAGAGAUUCAACGGACAGUAUUUCAAGAGUCACAACACAAUGGAAACACAGUACAACCAAAAGCAUUACAAACACUUUUUUUUCUAAUGUGAGGGAAAGAAUGGAGUUCCAGUUUUAAAAACAAACUCAAACACGAAAAUAACAAAAUACACAUCAUACAAUAAA